Hymenoscyphus albidus is the source of this 2578-nucleotide messenger RNA. Lineage: Eukaryota; Fungi; Ascomycota; Leotiomycetes; Helotiales; Helotiaceae. The record is from the annotation of a GenBank genome assembly.
CGCAUCCAACCCAAGCCCCGUACCCGAGUAAGUCUUUCUCUUCUCCUAGACUCCUCCCUUCGAUGGUAAUGGGGCAUACCCACUUUCGGUCUCCAUCCUUCUUAAAGCUGCCUUGGCUUGGCUUCCCUCCAGUUUUCCGCCCGGGAAUCUGGCAAGUCAACAUCAACAGGCUUCCCUAAACAGGCAUCGCCUCGUCAAUCUCAGUCGAGGGCUCCACUACUAUACCAGUGCCAAUGUUUGCCAGGCCAAAUGUUGCAGAGACAAUGACGUUCAUCACCACGCUCAACAUGUUCGAUGCGUGCACGGCAUGGCAGAUUUGUCCCUCCACGCGGCCAACCAUUCGUUCAUUUAGUCGCGCCGACAUAAAGCCUCCUGUGCCGUUCGGUUUGAACCGAUAUCCCUUCCCUUGUCAAUGGAUCAAAAAAUGUCGUAAAAUUUUAAGCAUCCACCUCCCCAUCCCCGCAUCUGGGGAGGUUGGGCAAUCAUUGAUCAUUGGACCCUUGGGACCUUGGGGUCGGAAUUGGCCCUGGAAAAGCGGGGGAACGACGGAGUUGGGGAUGGAGAAGGUUCACUCUAACUGCUCAUCCAUGCAGCUUUCUCGAAUUUUUCUGGGCAACCCUGUACAGGAAAUGGUAUAUAUACUUGACCUCUAGCUCUGUCGAAAAUGCCAGCUUUCUUCUCGUGGGGUCUCCAAAUUUGCCUAGAAAAAGAAAAGUCCUUCGCAGUACUUUUUUCAUCAUGAUUUUCGGUGCACUUUUCAUGGCUGCGGCCGUUGUGGCCCAGUCCCCCUCGACUACCUUAAGCGCCACCACGACCUUCGGUGCCGGUGUACCAACCGACAAACCGCUGCCUGGAGAUUAUAAUGGUGUUUGGAGACCCCAGACUCACUUUUCCCCUCCUUCGGGCUUCAUGAAUGACCCCAAUGGAUGUUUCGUGGACGCCAAUGGAACAUAUCAUAUGUACUACCAAUGUAUAACUCAUCCUCUACUUCUUCCAAGUCAGCCGCUUACUGUGUAUAGACAACCCAUCAGCCACAGUUGCCGGAAACCAGCACUGGGGACACGCCACUUCCAAAGAUUUAUAUCAUUGGGAUAACCAGAAGAUUGCUAUCUUCGCAACCGAGAACUCUCAAAUCUUCUCGGGUAGUGCCGUGAUCGAUGUAAACAACACAUCCGGCUUCUUCCCCAACCAAGACAACGGUGUAGUUGCAAUCUACACAACCAACACCCCAACUGCCCAAACUCAAGAUCUCGCAUGGUCUGUCGAUGGUGGAUACACCUUUGAGAAGUACUCCGGAAACCCAGUUUUGACAUUGAGCCCCGCUUCCACUCAAUUCAGAGAUCCCAAGGUUAUCAGGCAUGGCGAUCUGUGGGUUAUGGUUAUUGCCUAUUCCCAGGAAUUCGUUAUUGGCUUUUUCACAUCCCCUGAUUUGAAGAGUUGGACCCAUGCUUCCAACUUCACCAGCCAUGGGUUACUUGGUCUUCAAUACGAAUGCCCCAGCUUGGUCGAAAUGCCAGUUGAAGGCGGAACUACCGCUUGGGUUCUCGCCAUCUCCAUCAACCCAGGUGCGCCACUUGGAGGAUCAAUCCAAGAGUACUUCAUCGGAGACUUCAACGGUACACACUUCACCCCCCUCGAUAACGCUGCCCGCAUUUCCGACUUCUCCAAGGACAACUAUGCCGGCCAAUUCUUCUACGGUAUCCCACCAACUGAAGAGCAAAUCUACAUCGGAUGGGCAUCCAAUUGGGAAUAUGCUCAAGUCAUACCCACAGGAUCCUCGGAAGGGUGGCGCUCUGCCAUGACACUUCCUCGUCGCACCAAGCUCGCAAAGGUCCAACGAACUGGAUGGGAUAUGCUCGAUGUUCCUGUCGACCUUGCACCAGUUCUCGAGACACCACUUGCUCAGAACUCAAGUCUGGGUAACGGAUCAAUCCUGAUUGAUUAUUCAUCUUUGGACAGCGGAGCGAUCUUCUUCCAAUGCAACGUAUCUAAUAUUCCUAACAUCACACUUUCCAAAGGAACACUCAACUUCACUUUCUCCUCUUCCUCAACUCAAGAGUCCAUCUCAGGGGGUUUCUUCUUUGGUGGCGACAAUCCUUUCUGGAUGAACAGAGGAAAAGUCCUGGGAUUCGGUGAAAUCAACCCUUUCUUCUCCGACAAAUACAGUAUUGGCAACCCAAUCAACGCCAACGGAACUUUCACUCUCGAGGGAGUGCUUGAUCGUUCGAUCCUCGAGGUGUUCUUGGAUCACGGCCGAAGCACGGGAACGAUGACUUUCUACCCCGAGGGAGUUUUGGAUACCAUGGUUCUCAAGACCGCUGGGUUGAACGAGGAUGUGGCUGUCAGUGUUGCUAUAUGGGGCUUGAAGAGCACGUGGGCUACGAAGGUUAAUGAAGAGGGCAUUGUGCUUGGUAACGUUACUACGAGUGCGGUCGCAGCAAGGGCAUUAGUGUUUUGAGUAGGAUAUGAGGGAACAGUUUGAGAGGUGAUGCGUGAUGACUGAAUGUUAUGGCCUUUAUGUUAUAGUAUUAUAAUUAUUUUAUUUUUAAAGAGUUAAUUCUGAUGAGCAUUUUACGCC